Molecule: messenger RNA, 879 nt
Organism: Penicillium mononematosum
Lineage: Eukaryota; Fungi; Ascomycota; Eurotiomycetes; Eurotiales; Aspergillaceae
Product: 60S ribosomal uL1 domain-containing protein
Exons: 4
Coding region: 1-786 (261 amino acids)
Biological process (GO): translation
Cellular component (GO): large ribosomal subunit
Molecular function (GO): structural constituent of ribosome; RNA binding
Source: RefSeq, a predicted model, not a curated record
AUGAAACAUGAUAUCGAUUUCGGAGAAAUUCACGGCCCUCACAAUUUCUUUUCUCAAGCAUUCAGCGCAGAGCCAUACCAUAAGAAUUUCAACUUCUUUUGGAAGACUGUAGCAAUCAUGUCUAAGAUCACAGUCGCCGGAGUGCGCCAGAAUGUCGAGAACCUUCUCAACUACUCUCUCAAUGAGAAGAAGCGUAACUUCAACGAGACCGUCGAGCUUCAGAUCGGUCUGAAGAACUACGACCCCCAGCGUGACAAGCGUUUCUCUGGCACCAUCAAGCUGCCUACCGUCCCCCGCCCCAACAUGGCCAUCUGUAUUCUUGGUGACCAGCACGAUCUUGACCGUGCUAAGCACCACAACAUCGAUGCCAUGUCCGUUGACGAUCUCAAGAAGCUCAACAAGAACAAGAAGCUCAUCAAGAAGCUUGCUCGCAAGUACGAUGCCUUCCUUGCUUCCGAGGGUCUGAUCAAGCAGAUUCCCCGUCUCCUCGGUCCCGGUCUGUCCAAGGCCGGAAAGUUCCCUACCCCCGUCUCCCACGCUGAGGACAUGGCCGCCAAGGUCACCGACGUCAAGUCCACCAUCAAGUUCCAGCUCAAGAAGGUUCUGUGCCUCGGUGUUGCCAUCGGUCACGUCUCUAUGGAGAAGGAGGCCCUUGUUGCCAACCUGAUGCUCGCCAUCAACUACCUUGUCUCCCUCCUCAAGAAGGGCUGGCAGAACGUUGGCAGUCUUGUCAUCAAGGCUUCCAUGUCUCCUCCCACCGUGUCUACUAGAUUAUCUGUCGCUUAACUGCGCCGGUGUUUUCUAGUUUGGGCCUGAGAACUGGGUUUAUGUCAUAGUCUCACGACUGAAAAUAAAAAUGAAGCUCAUGAUCGGUCUCAA